AUGUUUCCAACGCGACAGACACCACAAACAGUAAAAAUAGAGACGGGGUCGAUACAGGAGGAACAAGAAAUAGGAGAACCUUCUACAAACGAAAACACAAACAAUACCAACCAUGAUAGUUUCCUAAUCAGAAUAGACUCGUAUGAUAGUAGUAAUCGACCAUACGAUGAUGAGCCAUUACCAAGUUACACGGCUUCUACACAACAACAAACACCUUUAAUUACCAACGAUGUCUCGUCGAAAAGAAAUAAAUGGACUAAAGUAUCCAGAGUGGUUAUUCUGAUAAGCAUUUUUUCGUUAAUUCCGAUGCUUAUUGUUAUUUCGAAGAUU
Molecule: messenger RNA, 330 nt
Organism: Ambispora gerdemannii
Lineage: Eukaryota; Fungi; Glomeromycota; Glomeromycetes; Archaeosporales; Ambisporaceae
Source: the annotation of a GenBank genome assembly